AUGACGACGCUAUCCUGGGGCGUGCUCGGCGCCUCGCUCUUCGCCAUCGAGCACAUGAUGCCGGCGCUGCAACAGGCCGCCGGGGUCCGCGUCCACGGCAUCGCGAGCCGCGAGCUGGCCAAGGCGGGGGCGGUGGCCCAGCGCUUCGGCUUGGCCCAGGCCUACGGCGACUACGACUCCCUGCUCGCCGACCCCGCGAUCGACGUGGUCUACAACCCGCUGCCCAACCAUCUCCAUGUCCCUUGGACGGUGAAGGCGGCGCGCGCCGGCAAGCACGUGCUGUGCGAGAAGCCGAUCGCGCUCGACGCCGCCGAGGCCGCCAGCCUGAUCCCCGUUCGCGACGAGACCGGCCUGCAGAUUCAGGAGGCCUACGUCGUGCUGCACCACCCGCAGUGGCAGCGGGUGAGGGCGCUCGUGCGUGAGGGCCGCAUCGGCCGGCUGCGGGCGAUUCAGGGCUGGUUCAGCUACCGGCUGGAGGACCCCGACAACAUCCGCAACAAGCGGGAGAUGGGCGGCGGCGGGCUGCUCGACAUCGGUGUCUAUCCGCUGCUCACCGCGCGCUACGUCUUCGGCGCCGAGCCGGUGCGUGUCUUCGCCGCUAUCGAGCGGCACCCCACAUGGGACGUGGACGUGCUGACCAGCGCGGUGCUGGCCUUCCCCGACGGCAUCCUGAACUUCACCUGCAGCACGCUGCUUGCCGGCCACCAGCACAUGGUUGUCCACGCGACGAAGGGCGGAUCGAGCUGCCCGAUCCCUUCGCCCAGUCGCCGAGCCGCGAGGCCCAAAUCAGAUCUACGGUUCGGGCGAGAUUUGGGAGCCGGACGACGCGGACGUCGAGACGCUGGCGAAGGUCAAUCAGUACGUGCUGCAGGCCGAAGCGUUUUCUGCGCGGCCGUGCGGGGCGAGGCGCCGCCGGCCUUCCCGCUGGAGGAGUCGAUCAAGAUGAUGCGCAUCCUCGACGCGCUCGCGCGGUCGGGCGAGAGCGGCCGGUGGGAGGAAGUCGGCGCCUGA
Molecule: messenger RNA, 1011 nt
Organism: Geodia barretti
Lineage: Eukaryota; Metazoa; Porifera; Demospongiae; Tetractinellida; Geodiidae
Source: the annotation of a GenBank genome assembly